This is a messenger RNA of Lactuca sativa (garden lettuce), 3891 nucleotides long. RefSeq names its product putative receptor-like protein kinase At5g24010. Gene Ontology annotation, cellular component: plasma membrane; plasmodesma. Gene Ontology annotation, biological process: protein autophosphorylation. NCBI's taxonomy places the organism in Eukaryota, Viridiplantae, Streptophyta, Magnoliopsida, Asterales, Asteraceae. The record is from RefSeq and is a predicted model, not a curated record. Gene Ontology annotation, molecular function: transmembrane receptor protein tyrosine kinase activity; ATP binding.
AACCCAAAACCAAGAUACUUUUCUCAUUUUUCGUCUCUUCGUUGACUGUGUCUAGAUAAGAUCUCUGAGUUGUUCCUUAAAUCGUUUAUAGUUGUUUUCCGUUCGUCUUAUUGUCUGCUGAUUUGUUUUCACUCACAGUUUAGUUCAAGUUCUUUCUUCAAAAUUGUUUGAACUGAGUGUAGAUCUUCGGGAAUAUUUGGUUCAUAUCUCCAAAUAUAUAUACAUACGCACGCAUCACUGCUUUAUAUUUCUGUUCCCUUCAAUUAAAAUUUUGGUACCCGAUAAACAUGUCUUCCCACAAACAGUUUGAUCACUUACGAAUCCCGCUUGAAGAGAUAGUAUCUGCCACCGACAAUUUUUCUGAUGCAAAUUUCAUCAGACAUGAUGGAUUUGGAAAGGAGUACAAAGGACAACUCUUGCAGUCCGGUCGAUUGGUCGAUAUCGUUGCACGAAGGUUAGAUGAUAAGAAUGGAAUAGGAAUCAAAGAGUUUUGGAUGGAGGUCUCGAUGCUUUUUACACUUGAGCAUCAAAAUAUCGUCUCUAUCGUUGGGUUUUGUGACGAUGGUGAUGAUGGCGAGAAGAUCGUCAUAAACAAGCGUGAGAGUACCCGUGGAAGUGUUUUUAACUAUCUAAGAGACCCGAGCUUCACAUGGAUGCGAAGGUUGCGGAUAUGUGUUGGUGUUGCGCGGGCAUUAAAUUACAUUCAUUAUGAUGAGGGACGUGAUUUUAGCGUCAUUCAUCGCGAUAUCAAGAGCUCAAAGAUUUUACUAGAUGACAACUGGGAAGCAAAAUUAUCUGGUUUUGAACUUUCCAUGAGUCAGGCAGCAGCUGAAAGGAACCGUCCUUGCCAGCCAUCUAAAGUUUGUGGCACACCCGGAUAUAAGGACCCAACAUAUGUCAAGACUGGAAGUGUGUCCCACAAGUCCGAUAUGUUUUCCUUUGGCGUGGUAUUAAUUGAAAUACUUUGUCGCAAGGAAUACGAGGGUGAGGACUAUCUAUAUGAAUUGGCCAAAUCACAUAUUGAAAAUGGAAGACUAUAUGAUAUGGUGAAUCCGGGUCUAUGGAAACAAAUGGACCCACAAUCAUUCAAAAUCUUUUCAGAAAUAGCGUAUUGUUGCUUGAAGGCAGAACCAUCAGAACGACCAAGUAUAGAUCAGAUUCUCAUACAACUUGAGAAAGCACUGGAAUCUCAACAGGAACAAGAAAAUCAUCAAGAAAAGAUUGAAGGCGCAAUAUCCAAGAGCUUGAAGUUGGCUCACUUACAAAUCCCACUUGAAGAGAUAGUAUCAGCCACCAACAACUUUUCUGAUGCAAACCUUAUCGGACGUGAUGGGUUUGGAAAGGAGUACAAAGGACAACUCUUGGGGUCACAUGAAUUAGUCAACAUUGUUGCGCGGAGGUAUUUUGAUGAUAACUCAAGGAGAGAAAGCAACGUGUUUUUUAUGGAGGUUUCGAUGCUUUCUAAACUUAAGCAUAAAAAUCUUGUCUCUAUCAUUGGGUUUUGUGAUGAGAACGGUGAGAAGAUCAUCAUAAACAAGCAUGAGAGCCGUGGAAAUCUGUAUGACUAUCUACGAGACCCGACCCUCACUUGGAUGCGAAGAUUGCAGAUAUGUGUUGGGGCCGCACACGCUUUGAGUUACAUUUAUUAUGAUAAGCGACGUGAUUUCAGCAUCAUACACCGUGAUAUCAAGAGCUCCAAGAUUUUACUGGAUGAGCAGUGGGAAGCAAAAUUAUCUGGUUUUGAACUUUCCAUCACUCAGACAGCAAGUCGAAGGGACCGUCUUUGCGUUCUUGCGGAUGUUUGUGGUACGAUAGGGUACCGUGACCCAACAUAUGUUCAGAGUGGAAUCGUGACCCACAAGUCAGAUAUUUAUUCAUUUGGCAUUGUAUUAUUGAUGAUGAUAAGUUGUUAGCUCCAUCAGCCAGAUCAUACUAUGAAGAGGGAAGACUAGAAGAUAUGAUAGAUCCGGUUCUAUGGAAACAAAUGGACCCAAAAUCAUUCAAAAUCUUUUCGGAAACAGCAUACUACUGCGUGAAGGAACAACGACAACAACGUCCAAAUAUACAUCAGAUUGUCAUACAACUUGAGAAAGCCUUGGAAUUUCAAUGGAAACAUCAAAACCCUGAUUUCAUAUCAAAGGCUCACUCUAUGGUUAAGGGCAUGACUUCCAAGAGCUUGAAGGGGAAAAACUUGAAACACUUAGAGAUCCCACUCAUUGAUAUACAAUUGGCCACCGAGAAUUUUGGUAAAACAUACCUCAUUGGGUCAGGCGGAUAUGGUGAUGUGUACAAAGCUGAACUUGACCAUUUUGAUAGCAAAAACUUGUUGCCAUUAGAAGAGAAGAAGACAAGGGAACAUGCCAAGAAGCGCUCCACUGUAGCUAUCAAACGCAUAUUGAAUAGAGAAGACAAACAAGGAAUACAAGGGUUCCUAGCAGAAAUUGAAAUGCUUACAAAUUGUAAGCAUCCCAACAUAAUCUCUCUUCUUGGAUUUUGCAAGGAAGGUGAUCAUAUGUUACUUGUCUACGAGCAUGCUUCUAAAGGAAGCCUUAGUGAUUAUUUGGGAAGCACCGGUGGUAAGUUGACUAAUCUUAGUUGGGUGCAACGUAUAAAGAUAUGUAUUGAUAUCGCACGCGGAUUGAAUUACCUUCAUACCAAGAUAGAGGACGAUCGAAGGAUAAUACACCGUGAUAUAAAAAGCGAUAACAUUUUGUUAACUGAGAAUUGGCAAGCCAAGAUUGCUGAUUUUGGGCUCUCCAGAUUACGCAGUGUGAAAAAAAGUCAACAAGUGAACAAGACUCUCAAUACAGAAACUCGUGCAGGCACAGAUUUUUAUUGGGACCCAGAAUAUUUUAAAACGGGUAGGUUGAAAAAUGAAUCAGACAUUUACUCUUUUGGGGUCGUUUUAUUUGAGAUCCUGUCAGGGAAGCUUGCCAAUGAUGAAAUUUACACCAAAGAAAAUAUCAACGGGAUUGCACCUGUCGCAAGACGUCGCUUCAAUGAGGGAACAAUAAGGGAAAUGGUAGAUCCUAAGUUGAUGGAAGAAACUCAUGACAACAUUUUCACUUCAAGUAGAGGACCCGACAAAGAUUCAUUGGAUACAUUUACAAAAAUUGCAUACCAAUGUGUUGCUGAAUCUCAAACUAACCGUCCAACAGCAGAAGUCAUAAUUAAGGAACUUGAGGAAGCGUUAUCUUUACAAGAAAACAUCAAGGACCACCUCAAAUUCUCACUUGAUGACAUUAAAACUGCCACACAAGACUUCAGCCAUAACAACUUGAUUGGUCAUGGAGGAUUUGGGAAUGUAUAUAAAGGAGAAGUUACACAUGCUAAGGGACGUUCUACUAUUGCUGCAAAGCGGUGGCAUGGGGAAUAUGAACAGGGAGAACACAAAUUUUUGAUGGAGCUUCAAAUUCUCUUGGAAUAUAAACAUGAAAAUUGUAUUGGUCUUUUAGGCUAUUGCAACGAAAUGGGUGAAAAAAUCAUUGCUUAUGAGUAUGCUUCUAGAGGAAGUCUGGAUAGGUACUUGAAGGACAAAGGUCUUAUGUGGAUGAAACGGCUUGAGAUAUGCAUCGAUAUUGCAAGCGGGUUGGAUUUCCUUCAUGGAGGUGGAGUAGCACAAGAGCCGGUGAUGCAUAGAGACAUUAAAAGCUCAAACGUUCUAUUAACCAAUGAUUGGAAAGGAAAAAUUUCUGAUUUUGGGCUUUCGUUAAUAAGUCCAUUAAAUAAGGAUAUUGACUUUGUCAUUGAUAAUUUAUGGGGCACAAUAGGCUAUAUUGACCCACUAUACCUGAAAUUGGGUUUCUUAACCAAAGAAUCUGAUAUAUAUUCACUCGGCGUUGUUUUAUUUGAGAUAUUGUCUAUCAUGAAAUGCAUAUGUUGAUUACAAUA